Messenger RNA from Paramecium sonneborni, 1059 nucleotides. The record is from the annotation of a GenBank genome assembly. Lineage: Eukaryota; Ciliophora; Oligohymenophorea; Peniculida; Parameciidae.
AUGAUUUAAAAUAAAGGGGAAAAAAAAGAUAAAAUUUAAUAACCUAUGUAUGAACUUCUUUCAUAAUUGACUUAUAAAUAAGAGUAAUGGUGUUAUGCCAUGUCAUUAAAUCAUAAUAGAACACUUUUAGCUUCUGCAGCAAAUUAAGAUAUCAAAAUUUUUUAAUUUGCAGAUGGAUUUAUAAAGUAGGUUCAAUAACUAAGAGGUCAUUCUUAUUUUAUCACAACACUCAAUAUAUUAAGGAGUAGAUAACAUCUUAUUUCUAGUUCAGAAGAUUCUACUAUUAUUAUAUGGUCAACAAAUCUAUUAUAGAAUCCUAAAUACUUAGUUAAAUUGAAAGGACAUAAAUCAUAUGUUAAUUGUUUGGUUGUCCAUCCAAUAAAUGAAAAUCUCAUAGUUAGUGGAUCAGAUGAUAAGACAAUCAAAUUUUGGUCUAAUUAUAAUUCAUCUAAAUAAUUGAUUGAUCAUUCAGGCUAGAAAACAUGGUUUUGUUCACAGACUAUUAAUGAACACAUAUCUAUCGUUCAUGGAUUAUCUAUAAAUCGAAGCGGAAAUAAAUUGUUAUCUUGUGGAAAUGAUAAUAUAAUUUUACUUUUAUCAAUCUCUAAUAAGUAGAAAUGGGAAGUCUGUUAAAAGAUAAAAGUUGACAAACAAGGCUUCAGAAUAUCAUUUAUAACAGAUAAUUUAUUUGCUUUUUAACUAUGGGGAAGAAAGUUCCUCCACAUUUACUCCAUAAGCCAAUCUGGAUAAUGUAUCAAAUAAAAAGAAAUAGUUGUAAAAGGAGAAGGGAUGACAUGCAUGAAUUACUUUCCUCAAAUUUAUAAUUCUGCUAAGUAAAUUCUAAUAUCGAAAAAUCGAUAGAAUAUUAAUAUUAUAAGUUUUAAAUUUUCUGCCCAAUCCAAUACUUGGUCAUGUGAACUAGAAUAAAACAUUGAUUUUGGUGAUUUUAGAAUAUUUGGAACUAUGAGCGAUGAUGGAGAAUUCUUAAUUACCUGGGAUUAAAAUUCAUAAUCAAUUCAAAUUAGAAGGUUUAGAUAAAAAAUUGGAAAAAAAGAUUGA